AUGGCCUGUCGCAUGGGCGCCGUGCGCCUCCUUACGCGAGCUACUGCAUCACCCAAGCUGUGGCCACUUAGGCUCAUCCCUCUGCGACAGUUGCUGCCGACGAGAGCCUUCUCAUCAUCUACACAUCACCAGUCUGGCGUCACGCCCAAGAUACCCUCCACAGUCACCAUCCGCGGACACACGUGCCAAACCGAUCCCUCAUGGUUCAACAUCCCCGACAAUGUCCUCGAAGCCGCCGCCCGCCGGCUGCACCUCCAAAAGGACCACCCCGUCUCCAUAACCCGCCAAAUCAUCCAGGCCAACUUUCCCGCCCCCGUCUUCCAAUACCACAACGACUUCAGCCCCGUCGUGACGACGCGGCAAAACUUCGACUCGCUCGGCUUCCCCGCCGACCACCCCGGCCGCGCCCGCUCAGACACGUACUACAUCAACGACACAACGCUGCUGCGCACGCACACGAGCGCCCACCAGGCCGAAACAUUUCGCGCCAACGAGAGCGCCGGCUACCUCAUCUCGGCCGACGUCUACCGCCGCGAUGCCAUUGACCGCAGCCACUACCCGGCCUUUCAUCAGAUGGAGGGCGCGCGCCACUGGGACCGCAGCGAGGUGCCCGGCGGCGACGUGGCGGCGGCGGUACGGCGCGACCUCGAGGCGCUGCCUGCGCACGGCGUCGUCGUCGAGGACCCGAACCCGCCGUGGCACGCGGAGCGUAAUCCGGUCCAGGACGAGCACCACUCAGAGGCAGAGGCUGAGGCCAUUGGCGCCCAUCUGAAGCGCUCCCUGGAGAAUAUGGUGGUUGACGUCUUUUCACGCGCCAAGGCGGCUGCCAAGAGGGCAGACCCCGACUUUGUCGACGAGCCGCUGAAGAUGAGAUGGGUGGAAGCCUACUUUCCCUUUACCAGCCCCUCAUGGGAGCUCGAGGUAUACUACGCGGGAGACUGGCUCGAGGUCUUGGGCUGCGGCGUUGUCAAGCAGGACCUGUUUAUUAAUGCCGGUGUUCCUUCCAAGCUAGGCUGGGCAUUCGGCAUCGGAAUUGACCGCAUUGCUAUGCUGCUUUUCAAGAUCCCUGAUAUUCGCCUGUUUUGGUCGCGAGAUGACCGCUUCAUCUCGCAGUUCACUGGCGUCUCGGACGACCUGGACAAGUUGAAGCUGUUUGCGCCGUUUUCUAAAUACCCACCUAGUCCCCGCGACGUCUCCUUUUGGCUCAACUCCUCUUCGUCCUCGGCGGCGGGAGGCAACACCAAGAAUGUCUUUCACGAAAACGACAUCAUGGAGCUUGUGCGCAACAUUGCCGGUGACGUCGUCGAGGACGUAAGGCUCAUCGAUGAGUUUACACACCCCAAAACAGGAAGGAAGAGUAUGGCUUAUCGCAUCGUGUACCGAAGCCUAGAGAGAACCUUGACGGCCGAGGAGGCCAACAACUACCACGAUGAUGUUAGAGCAGCGCUCGUUGCCGAAUUGGGGGUUGAGCUGCGGUAG
Cordyceps militaris CM01 is the source of this 1479-nucleotide messenger RNA. RefSeq names its product phenylalanyl-tRNA synthetase. The transcript is spliced from 2 exons. Gene Ontology annotation, cellular component: cytoplasm; mitochondrion. The record is from RefSeq and is a predicted model, not a curated record. The coding region runs from base 1 to 1479 and encodes 492 amino acids. NCBI's taxonomy places the organism in Eukaryota, Fungi, Ascomycota, Sordariomycetes, Hypocreales, Cordycipitaceae. Gene Ontology annotation, molecular function: ATP binding; tRNA binding; phenylalanine-tRNA ligase activity. Gene Ontology annotation, biological process: phenylalanyl-tRNA aminoacylation.